Molecule: messenger RNA, 654 nt
Organism: Danaus chrysippus (African queen)
Lineage: Eukaryota; Metazoa; Arthropoda; Insecta; Lepidoptera; Nymphalidae
Source: the annotation of a GenBank genome assembly
AUGACUGUGUUAACGAAACCGAGCGCUAUUAUACGAAAACCAGACGUAAAUAGUGCUCCACUGGUAGAGAAAGGUGUUUGCGAUGAGCUCCAGAACUCUCAGAUGAUAGAGCCCAACUUCCGCGUGCUGCCUCUGAGCUGGUCCGCCGAGGACCUGCAGGUGGUCAGCACCUCGGACGACGACCAGCUCGUGAACGCGCUGCGCGAGGAGCUCGAUAUAGGGGACAACGUGGAGAAGAUCUCCGUCCUCAACAACGGGCACCGGGUCAGCUUCAUACACGACUUCAACGACAACACCACCGGUAUCAUCGACUCGGACCGCUGCUUCAUCAUGGACCUGGAGCCGGAGCUGGUGCUGUCUCCGUCGUUGUUCGUGGCGGGUCUCCAGCGAGGCUCUCAGUUCGACGUGUCCCGCGUGCGCUCCUCGCUGCGGGCCGCCCUCCCCGCCAUCACCUUCACCAGGCUCGCUGACGACUGCGCCCCGCGACCCACCUACAGGCUCACCGCCGAACAGAACGGAGCCAUCCGCAAGCGCUCCGCCGAGGACCCGCCUCACGACUACAUGCAGUUCUCCGGCAAGCACGUGCAGGAGAUCAAGAUAGACAACCUGCAGGAGGUGCUGCAGUACGAGAACAAGGACAACAAGACGGCUUAG